ACCCCACCCACCAACCCCACCCCCACACCACCCACACCCCCACCCCACCACCCCCCCCCAACACCACACCCCCAACCACCCACCCACCCACCCCACACCCCCACACCCCCCCCCCCCACCCCACCCCCCCAACACCCCAACCACCCCACCACACCCCCACCCCCACCACCCACCCCACCACCACAACCCCCCAACCACCCACCCCCACCACCCCACCACAACCCCACCCCCACCCCA
Molecule: messenger RNA, 237 nt
Organism: Culex pipiens pallens (northern house mosquito)
Lineage: Eukaryota; Metazoa; Arthropoda; Insecta; Diptera; Culicidae
Exons: 2
Source: RefSeq, a predicted model, not a curated record